AUGGACCUGGUGAUAUUUUGGAGCUUUGUGUCUCUGCGCAGAGAGAUGCUCCGUGCUGAAUAUAGGAAGGUGCACCACUUGCUUUACGAGGAAGAGAGACGCUAUUUAGGGAGAAUCGAAAAAGAAAGCAAAGAGAUUUUACAGCAACUCAAACAAAGUGAGGACAGCAUGGGCCAAAAGGGGAAACUGCUAAGAGGAGUGUAUGAGGUCCUCAAGGAAAUGUGCCAUAAACAAGACAUGGAGCUGCUCCAGCAGUUUGAAAAUACAUUAAAAAGGAGUGAGUCAGUGCAGCUGCACAUGCCCCAACCUGUGGACCCACAGCUCAGUUCAUGGCCCAUCACGGGGCUGAUAGAGAGGCUCAACCGUUUUCUUGGUAAUAGACUGCCCUUUGGUUGGGUAGCUGUAUGUUCUCCUCAGCUAGUGUCUAUGGUGUCCACUUUUUUUGAAAAUGAAACGACCUGUGACAUGCCACUGUUUGAAGAUCUGAGACAUUGGCUCUUCAGUGGCGAUCAUCCUGACAUUGUCACUAAUGCAACAAGAUCUAAAUACUUUCUCGCAUGGGGAGCCCAGACAUUCACGUGUGGUCAACAUUACUGGGAGGUGGAUGUGGGGACCCGUCAGAACUGGGCCCUUGGGUUUUGUAAUGAUUCCUGGACAAUGAGGAAUGACAUGGUCCUUGAGUCAGAGGGAAUUUUUCUACUCUUCUGUAUCAAAGAAGACAACCAGUGUCGUCUCUUUAGCUCCUCCCCAUUUUCUCCUCAAUACGUAGAAAGGCCUCUGGGCCAUGUGGGGGUGUUCCUAGAUUAGGAGCGUGGCAUGGUGAGCUUUGUGAACGUGGCCAAUUCCUCCCUUAUUUGCAGUUUCGUUUUAUAUUCCUUCUCUCUUCCUCUCCGACCGUUUCUAUGCUCUGCACCCCGGUGA
Hyaena hyaena (striped hyena) is the source of this 921-nucleotide messenger RNA. RefSeq names its product tripartite motif-containing protein 43-like. Gene Ontology annotation, molecular function: protein binding. Lineage: Eukaryota; Metazoa; Chordata; Mammalia; Carnivora; Hyaenidae. The transcript has 5 exons. The record is from RefSeq and is a predicted model, not a curated record.